CAUCACUAAAAAUGGCGGAAUGAUAGCGCCUGAAGAAGUGUGUUUAUAAAACAAUGUUAUAUUUUCAGCAUGGAUUGUCCGGUUAUGGGACAUGAGAGGUUAUGGAAGAGAAAGUAGGACCUUUUACUUUUAUUUCUAACUUUGACUCGGGAAAUUUAGCGCGCGUUGAAAGAGUAAAAACUGAAGACGCUUCUUCCAGUCCAGAGGAUUGUGAUGGAGCUGUGGUGAUAAAUCCUGACUUUGAUUACAAUGUUUGGACGGCUCCCGACUGUGCUGGCACCGAGUUUGAAAAUCAAAAUCGAACAUGGUUUUAUUUCGGCAUCAAAGGAGGUCAACCUGGAAAACUUUUACGGAUAAAUAUCUUGAAUUUAAAUCGACAGGGAAAGUUGUACGGUCAAGGCAUGACUCCGCUGGUGAAGGUUGUCCCAUCUAGGAACAAAUGGGAGAGAAUACGAGAUAAACCGAAAUAUGAGACUGUUGAUGGCCAGUUUAGACUGUCAUUCACUUAUCGCUUUCCUGAUCAGCGCAGUGGAAUUCACUACUUUGCUUUCUGCUAUCCAUACUCAUACUCAGAUUGCCAAGCAAAGCUUGAUGAUUUAGACAGAAGCUUUACCAUAUGUCAGCAAAUGACCCCCUCUGAACCAAAAGACUCUAUCUAUUUCUAUCGGGAACUUUUGUGUUACACACUGGACAGCUUAAGAGUAGACCUUCUAACAAUAACUUCUGCAAAGGGCAUGAUGGAGGAGAGGGAAGAAUCUCUGCCAAGUCUUUUUCCAGACAAAACUGUUCCUAGGGCUCACAAGUUUGAAGGGAAGAAGGUGUUUUUCCUGAGUGCCAGGGUACAUCCAGGGGAAACUCCAUCAAGUUUUGUAUUCAAUGGAUUCCUAGACUUUAUUUUACGCCAAGAUGAUCCCAGAGCUGCAGCAUUACGGGACCAAUAUGUGUUUAAGUUGAUACCAAUGUUGAAUCCAGAUGGUGUCAAACGUGGCCAUUACCGCACUGAUCAGCGAGGUGUGAACUUGAAUCGAGUGUAUAUGGAUCCUGAUCCUCUCCUUCAUCCUUCAAUCUUUGCAGCCAAAAGUAUCAUUUUGUAUCACCACACUAAAGGAAACUUGCACCAAGAUUCUGACCACCAUAAUGCUUGUGUAUGUGAUACAGAGAAGGCAAAAAAAGUCACUGUAAACCUUAACACUACACCUGUUGAAACUGGCUCUGAAUUCUUCACAAACAAAGAUAUUUUAGAUUUGCAGUCAGUUCCUUCUGAGUUAAAGCCAGAGUUGCCAGAACCUGAGUCUGUAAAAAUGGAUUUCAUAAGUGUGGAGGGCAAUGGAAUGAUAGACAAAGAUGCCAACAAUAACAAGAACAAGGAAACACUCUCAUCAAAUUUAGACUCUCUAGCAUUGAAAAUGUCACCUGAUGUUCAGACUGGUGCCUCAAAUGAUGCACUUCAAAUGGACACUGUUGUUUCUAAUCAGCUUUCAAAUGAAAGUACAAGCAGCAUGUCAAGUGACUGCCAUUCAGAAAAGCAGUUAAAUACAAGAACUCUAGACCAGCCUCAGUUCAAAACGGUGUUGAACAAGAAAGAACCUGCAAAUUGCAUCUAUUGCUCUUCACAGACUUCAUCUGAGCAAAGCAGUGGGGUUGCAUACUAUGUUGAUCUGCAUGGCCAUGCUUCAAAGCGCGGAUGCUUUGUCUAUGCAAAUUACCUGGAGAAUGAAGACAAUUAUGUCAGCUCUAUUUUAUUCCCAAAACUCAUCUCUUUGAAUUCAACAAACUUUGACUUUGCGGCUUGUAACUUUACUGAAAAGAACAUGUACAGCAAGGACAAGCGAGAUGGCAUGUCCAAAGAAGGAAGUGGGAGGGUUGCCAUCUAUAAAGCCACUGGGAUAAUUCACAGUUAUACACUAGAGUGUAACUACAACUGUGGGCGCACAGUCAAUUGCUUGCCACCUGCCACUUGUGAUAAUGGGUGUGCUACUCCGCCUCCUUUGCCUGGCUUCCCACCCAAGUAUACACCAGAGAUUUAUGAAGAGGUGGGGCGAGCAAUGGCAGUGGCUGUACUUGAUAUGAACAACACCAACCCCUGGACACGACUUCCUCUCAGUGAGUUUACAUCUUUAGAAGGAGUCAAGAAUUGGGUCAGGCGGUUUGUCAAGAGUUCCAAGAAUGCACCCUCAGUACCCAAGAAACUCUCUCGAGUUAUUACUAAAACUUCAAGUAUGGUGGCAGGAGCAACAGCAAGUACACGUCAGAAAUUAUCUGUAUUGGCAAGUUCAUCCAGUGAUAUGUCUUCUGAUAACGCAGCUAGUGGAGGGCACAGAACAACAGAUCACCCAUCACAGAAUGGAACAAAUGUUAACAAGGAAACUGGUAAAAAGCCAGCUACUGAUACUGUGAGGCGGCCAUAUCACCUGGCAAGUACCCAAAAGACAUCCUUGCAAGGACCAGGGGCCCAGAGUGGAAAGAGUGGAAAGAACCAUCAUGAUGAUACAUGCUCUUCAUCACCUGGGACUCUGUCAGGAGCCAACAGAAGAGAUCAGUUAUCUGGGCCAGGACCUUUGAGAGCAACAGUGAGCCAACUUUGUUGUGUUUUAUUUUUUUUUUUCCAUUAUGUGACUUUUAUGUUAUGUCAACUGAUAAACUUUCAAAGAAAAACAAAACACAAACAUUUUCUUUCGGGGCAUGGACUACAUUUAGCUUUUGUAUCAAAACAGGGUCCAACUCUGAGGCUGGUGCACAAUUUACGUCAUCAGCCCCAAGGUCAUGUCCAGCCUACAUCAUUGUCCAGUAAAUCUUUAUCAUCUCCUGUUGAGAUUAAAAUGAGCACUAUUGACGUCCACAAGCAGUUCAUUAGUUUUCACAGAAGCAAACCAGGCGUGGCAUUAAGGAAUGGCCACAGUAGCCAGAGUGAUGAAGAGAAAAAAAAAAAGAAUGUUCGUCCAAGGAGGAAAAAUGGAAGGAAAAAAGAAAAAAAUGGCGAAGCAGUGGCUAGAGAUGAAAUUCAACCUUCCGAAAUAUCUUCAUCAAGGCCCCCAGUGGCAGAGGAUAUUCAUGUUAGCACAGUUGAGAAAGAAGAGGAAGGGAAAUCCAAGAGUACUAACCUGUCACGCAGAAACAGUUCCAAGAAUAUGAUAAGCUGUAGCAUGAUGUCUUGUGAAGUUGUGGAUAUCAAGGAGUUACCACACACACCUCAGAGUGGCAGCGGCACAAAUCCUUUGACAUUCUGGCCAAACACAUCUGUCAGCUGACAUAACAGGAGUGAAGACCAUUUUUUAAGCUUCAUGGUGUAUUUACUAAACAUUUCAGAGUGGAAAAGUGUUUUUAAGCAUACACAAUUUUAUGUAGAUUUACAACAAAAGAUUGAAAGUUUUUGUCUUAAAGUUUAUAGGAUAUGUCUUAACUGUACAAGGAUUAUUUAAAUUUUAAAAUGUUUUUCUCUAUUUAUACUGUGGAAAUCAAACAAGGAAGCUAUGUUAUUUUUUUAAAGUAUUACAUGUAGGUUAGUGGUAAUGUAAUUUUCUGAGUGAAGGGCUAACUUUCAAUUAUUCUAGGAUUGCUUUUCUUUUCUUUUAUCACUCUGCAUCUGGUAUUGGCCAACUGGAAAUUACACUCUACAAUCCUAGCAAAUGAGAUGUUUUCCUCCAUUCUGAUAAGCCUUGUGAUAACUUUGAUAUUCAUUUUUGUGGUACACUAUCAAAAAUUGUACUGUGAGCAAGCAUGUUGUUAUCAUCAACAGUGAUGUGGUAUUCAUUGAUUGGAGUGUGGAGUGAGUUGGUUUGUGAUGAUUUGAAAACAAAUUUUAAAAAAUAUUCACGGUUGAUAUUUUAUUGUUGGUUAAUGUUUCUUUCGACAAGUAGCUUUUAGUUAUACUGAGUUGAUUAAACAUGUAGGAAUGUAAAACAAAGUAAAUUGGUAUUGAGUACUGCA
This is a messenger RNA of Pocillopora damicornis (cauliflower coral), 3927 nucleotides long. Its product is annotated as cytosolic carboxypeptidase-like protein 5. Gene Ontology annotation, biological process: proteolysis; protein deglutamylation. The record is from RefSeq and is a predicted model, not a curated record. Lineage: Eukaryota; Metazoa; Cnidaria; Anthozoa; Scleractinia; Pocilloporidae. Gene Ontology annotation, molecular function: zinc ion binding; metallocarboxypeptidase activity.